Messenger RNA from Gadus morhua (Atlantic cod), 1025 nucleotides. Its product is annotated as carcinoembryonic antigen-related cell adhesion molecule 6-like. The record is from RefSeq and is a predicted model, not a curated record. The transcript is spliced from 5 exons. The coding region runs from base 16 to 624 and encodes 202 amino acids. NCBI's taxonomy places the organism in Eukaryota, Metazoa, Chordata, Actinopteri, Gadiformes, Gadidae.
UGUUAUUUUGUAUUCAUGACAGACGCUCCAAAGACCCCCUCAGUGACCGUGAGUCCCUCUGGUGAAAUAGAGGAGGGCAGUUCAGUGACUCUGAGCUGCAGCAGUGAUGCCAACCCAGCAGCUGAGUACACCUGGUUCAAGCAACAUGAAGACUCAGUGAAAGCAUCAGGACAGAACUACAUCAUCACUAAUAUCACAUCUGAGCUUGGAGGAAACUAUUACUGCCAAGCGCAUAAUGCAAUCGGACAUCAUAACUCCACAUUUCUGUUAAUUAAAGUUUGUAUUCAGGGUUUGAAAUCGACAUCACCAUCAUGGACAACAACAGUAGCUGUGAGAGGCAUUGUUGUCUUACUGGCCACCGUACUACUCCUUGUCUUCCUCUGGAUGAGAAGAACGAGGGCCUCCGGUAAAGCAUGUGGACAGGGAGGAAGGCCAGAUACUGUGGAGGAGCUACUUCCUGCUCCUGUGUAUGAAAAUGUCUCAGCUCUGACCAAUCGCUUGGCUCCUGCAGCACAGAGAGAACCAAUAGAAGAGCAGGAUGGCCACCACUGUGCCAUCAUCCACACCUCUCUCUCAGAGAACCAGGACGAGGACCAGACGGAGAUGGGAGGAACCGCAGAGUAAGCACUGUCAAAUAAACACCCCAGAGUGUGAACCAGUACCGGCAGCAGGAUUUAAAUAGUGUUACUGAGUAUAGUGUCUGAUUCAUCCAGUUGAAACAGGACAAUAGGAUGGCUGAUUGUUUGCUGAACAUCCUAAGGCUGUUUUCUACUGUUUUCCACUUCUCUAUCAUAAAUAUGGGAUCUUUGCAUUGUAUUAAUGGUAUUUAUUUGAGUAUGGUUAUCCUGUGAUUUUCAUUACCAUUAUUGCGCUACAUUAAUCAAUUGUAUAUAUAUUAAUCAAUCAACGUGAAAAUUAAAGUAUCCAAUCUCAUUGGAUCUUUGACCUUACGUGAUGCUCACAUUAACAAAAAAAUGUUUUCCAUGCCUCAUUCUGAUAUUUUUUGAUUUCAACGUUUUUUUAAU